AUGAAAAAAGAGUAUAAGGAAUACAAUGAGAAGAACUUCCGGAACAUGCAAUUUAUUUACGAUUUUUUGGAUAAGAUUGGAAUGAAAAAUAGUGUGGAGACGUUGAAGAACGAAAGCAAAAUAAAUUACGUAAAGGAGUAUGAUAAAUAUUUUCUGGAGAAAGGCAGAAACCAGGACGAGGAUGAGAACACUCGAGAUGAGGAAGUAGCGGACAAUUUAAGCAUCAUCCCAAGUGACAACCGAAGUGGGAACCGAAUUGACAGCCUCAGUGAAAACCUCAGUGACAACUUCAGUGACAAUUUGAGCGACGACUUAGAAAUCGAUCGCGACUUUUUUAUCCACACCAUUGAAAAAAUGAACAAUACAGUUUUGUGUAAAGCUAUAGACAGCUUCGAAAUCGAAUUAAAAAGUAGUAGCAGGAGUAGUCAGAAUGCGAGGGAAAAGGAGAAAAAAAAAACGGAGAGUGCAGAAAAGGGAAACAGUUUCCAAAACAGGGGUACUUUCCCCGACUAUAAAAAAAGUUUCACAGCAACUGCAGGUGAUAACCGCGUCGGGAUGAAAAAACACCAUAACGCAUGUAGUCACGAUAGUGUGCAAAGUGACGGUACAAAUUGGAGUGAGCACGCGGGAAUUUCUGACAAAAUAGAAGACGAGUCCAAAAGCAACAUGAACAACGAUAGCAGGAAAGGUAAAGAUGCAUGCAUACUAAAAAAGGUGGCCGAAAAUGUGAAGGACAUAUCUUCGGUAGCGAAAAACCAUUUGAAGUUUCCCCUAUCAAUAAAUGGGAAGUUAACAGCGGGGGUAAGCAACGAUCUUGACUUAACCCUUAAUGGAAAAUCGAGCGUUGAAGUGGAUCACAAUGCGCCAAAAAAUGAGGCGAAGAUUGGCCAAGAAAAAAGGAGCAUUAACAAUUUCCCGUACAACUUUGAAAGCGUUGAGGGUUCAUCCUGGCCCUGCGAGAAUGAAAAAAGUUGCUACUUAAGUGGCAAGAAGAGCAAGAGUCUCAAUGGGGAAAUCGGCAAGGGUGCAAUGGGCAAAGCGGCAACAGGCAAAGGGACAACGAGUAAAGCGGCAAUAGGCAAAGCGGCAACAGGCAAAGCGGCAACAGGCAAAGCGGCAACAGGCAAAGCGGCAACAGGCAAAGCGGUAACAGGCAAAGCGGUAACAGGCAAAGCGGUAACUAACAACGCGUUAACUAACAACGCGUUAACUAACAACGCGUUAACUAACAACGCGGGAAUGGACAGCCAGAACGCAAGGGAUGUGCACAACUGGGACAGCUUCUUCACGUACGAACGGGAAAUCUGCAGAGAGUUAAAAGUAAAAUACAGCUGUGGCGCAAAAGGCAAAGGCGAAAGCAACAAUGGGGAUGACAACUACAUCGGAUCGACAUCCAAUAUUCUAGUUGUAAAAUAUGUGGACAUUUAUAACCUGGACACGUGCCAAAAUAUGAGAUUCGAGAAUAUCAUUUUUUUCAAAAAUUUUUUCCCAAUCCUGCUGCUGGUAGGGUACGCAGAUGGCAACGUGAAGCUUUUUUUAAUACUCUACGAGAAAAGCGACAAUGAACAUAACGCGGAGGAAUGCAUUCACAUAUGUGAAGAGUUGGGCCAUCUAUCUUUAAGCUCACCCAUAAUGUUUAUCGAUAUUAACUACAGGGACAAUAUAUUUAUCGUGUCCACAAUGAAUGGAGAUAUAUAUAUAUGCAAAAUAAAUAUCAACAAUCUCUCCAUAUUAACAGAAAAUGUUGAAUUAAAUCACUCAAUUGAUGACAUAAAAAAUCAUGUAAAAACGGACGAGAGAUAUAUUAGCAUUAUAAGAAAUUUAACCUAUCAUAAUAAGUACUCCAUCAAGUGUGUAUUUAAUGAGGAUUAUUCAUUUUUUUGUUCCAUAGCAAAUGAUAAGAAUUUAAUUAUUUACGAAAAAAUUACAAGUGGAAAUGAAAUGUCCGUAAUUUAUGAAAAAAAAAAAGUCAUAGGGUUGCCUGAAAUACCAACAAGUGUUUUGUGGGUCAAAGAAAAUAACAACAAAGAAAUGAUAAUCACCAGCAUGCUAAGCAGCAAUCAUGUCCUUUGUCUAAACAGCAAGACCUACAACGUAGAGAGUAAAAUUUACUUAUUUGAUGAAGCAGACAAAUAUAAUAUUCUCAAUUUAGAAUACAAUAAAAAUAAAAACAUUUUGGUGAUAUGCACGGACACGUCCAUCAUUUUUGUCUACUCCUUUGUUAGCAAAUCGAUUAUUAGAAAAAUUUACGGAUGUGUUUUAAAUUCCCUUUCCUUUCCAACAAUCGAGAUUGACAUUAACGGAAAUAACAUUUACAUCACGUCAGACGAUAAAGCGAAUGGUACCCACAUUUUAAUUUUUGACAUAAAAAGCGGCAACAUUAUAGACGUUAUAAAUAACGGCUAUAAAAUCAGAUGCUUUCAAUUGUUAAAAAGUUAUAUUUGCCCAUUUUCCAGUGAAACCAAUUCGAAUAACAUUGAGGAAAAUAAAAAAUCGUUGCUUAUCUUGGGAUCCUUUGACAAGAAAAUACAUUUUUACUCUAACUGA
Plasmodium inui San Antonio 1 is the source of this 2547-nucleotide messenger RNA. RefSeq lists its product as hypothetical. Bases 1 to 2547 code for a protein of 848 amino acids. The transcript has a single exon. Gene Ontology annotation, molecular function: protein binding. Lineage: Eukaryota; Apicomplexa; Aconoidasida; Haemosporida; Plasmodiidae. The record is from RefSeq and is a predicted model, not a curated record.